AUGGUAAACCUACGUGGUGGAAGAAUACAAAUUGGUGAAGAUAGAUCUUCAUCAGAUCCAUUACAACGAAUCCUUGAUAGGUUGGAUGAACAACAGCAAGCCAUUCAAGAGCUAAGAAAUGAAUUAAGAGAAAACCGGGAGCGACAAAGUCAAGAAGGAGAGGGAAAUCUUGAGGAAGGUGGACAGCCACAGAAUGAACAAACGCCACCAUCACUGCCGAAAAAUUUAGAACCAAAUUCAGAAGCAAAUUCCAGAAGAUUGGUGGCAGAACCAGAAGAUCUACAACAGUGGAUUUCAAAGUUCUGUAAACAUCAUCCCUCUGAAUUUUUAGGGAAGUUUGAUAUACAAGCUGCUGAAGACUGGCUGAUGAAAUUAGAGAAAAUCUUCAAAGUAAUGAAUUGUGCUACUGAAGUGAAGGCUCAAAUGGCCAUCUACAAAUUGGAAGGAGAUGCUGAUAGAUGGUGGAAAAACACUGAGCUUAUGCUUCUUGCCCACAACAUACCUCUCACAUGGGAAAUAUUUCAAGAGAAGUUCAAUGAGAAAUAUUUUCCACAGUCAGUGAGGGAUGAAAAAGAAGCUGAAUUCUUGACAUUGACACAGGCAGAGAAUGAGUCGUUCGAGGAUUAUUUAGCAAAGUUCAUUCGAUUGUCUCGUUACUCCACCCAAUUGCGGGAAAAUAAUAAUGAAAAGUGGAGUACAGGAAAGUUAAUUAGAGGAUUAAAGCCUAUUCUUCGGGAAAAGCUGGCACCUAUGCAAUUAUCCCGCUUUGAUACUGCAGUGGAAGUAUGCAGAAUUACUGAGAGCAGCUUAUUACCUCGCAAAGAAAUAAAGAACUACAAUCAGGCGGAGACGUCUUUAUCUGGAGGGCUGCCUAGGAAGAGGAAAAAUUCUGUUUCCUGGGAUCGUCGAAAUGUAAGAAGAGAUAAUCAGCAGAAGAGGCCAAGAUUUCCACAACAGAGGGAAGUGAAGGAAUGUACUCGAUGCGGAAGAAACCAUAUGGGUAGGCCCUGUCUGGUGGGCCAACAGGCGUGCUUCAAAUGUGGGAAGCUAGGGCAUUAUGCCUAUGAGUGCCGACAAAGAAAUGAAGGGCUAAAGCCGCAACAGCAAGCAAGAGUCUUUGCAAUGACUCACGAAGAAGCCCAGAAAUCUCCUGCUAUGGUCAAAGGUAUGAUUCUGAUCAAUGGCAAACUCGUAGAAGCAUUGUUCGAUUCUGGUGCUAGUCAUUCAUUUAUAUCGUAUGACUGCGCUAAGAGAAUGGCUUUGGCAAUUAGUGAAUUGCCCUAUGAAUUGCUUGUCUCUACUCCAAUGGGUGCAAAAGCUAUUACUGCAACUGCAUGUUUGAAUUGUUUGAUGCAAUUUGAGCAGUAUUAUUCUGUGAUAGAUUUGAUUUGCAUGACAUUCCAUAACAUGGAUGUGGUUGUAGGGUUGAAUUGGUUGUCUGCUAACAAUGCGUUAAUUGAUUGUGGAAAUAAAAGAAUUCUAUUCCCUGAACUUAAAAAGAAUCCUAGAAUAGAGAUGGGAUUGAAUCUUAUAUCCAUGGCUAAAGUGGAAAAGUGUCUUCAGAAGGGUGGUCAGGGUUAUAUGAUUUUCUUCUCAGUACAAGCAGAAGUAGAAAUGAGAAUAGAAGAUAUUCCAGUAGUAUGUGAAUUUCCUAAAGUUUUUCCUGAUGAUAUCAACGGAUUGCCACCUAAAAGGGAAGUAGAAUUUAAUAUUGACUUAGUACCUGGAGCUGGACCUAUAUCUAAAGCCCCGUAUCGAAUGGCACCAAAUGAAAUGGCGGAAUUAAAGAAGCAGAUUGAAGAACUACUAGAAAAAGGGUUCAUAAGACCCAGUGUUUCACCAUGGGGUGCUCCAGUACUAUUUGUCAAGAAGAAAGAUGGAAGUUUCCGCUCAUGCAUUGACUACCGAGAGUUAAACAAAGUAACAGUGAGGAACAAGUACCCGCUCCCUAGAAUUGAUGAUUUACUGGAUCAAUUAGCUGGAUCCUGUAUAUUCUCAAAGAUCGAUCUUCGGUCAGGUUAUCAUCAAUUAAGGGUCAAGGCAGAAGAUAUACCGAAGACUGCCUUUAGAACUUGA
Molecule: messenger RNA, 2076 nt
Organism: Neltuma alba
Lineage: Eukaryota; Viridiplantae; Streptophyta; Magnoliopsida; Fabales; Fabaceae
Exons: 1
Coding region: 1-2076 (691 amino acids)
Biological process (GO): proteolysis
Molecular function (GO): nucleic acid binding; aspartic-type endopeptidase activity; zinc ion binding
Source: RefSeq, a predicted model, not a curated record